AAAAACAAACGAACAACGUGGGAGCAGACUUCGUACGUAAAAUGCCAGAGUUUUCGGGAAACAGUAAUAUGGAUGAACCAAUAAUUAAGAAAGUUGAUAUUCUGGAAGCUGUGAAGAUAUUGAAAGAUUCUGUUCAAGUUUCUUUUAACGUUAGUAGAAAAAAAUCGCUUCUAGAAGAUGAGAAUCAACAGCCAAUUUUCAUGCAAGUUACUGUAAAAAAAAUUCCACCUCGGAAAACGAUAAAAUUGAUAAAAGUGCCUUUAAAAAAUUCUUUAAUGAAAGAUGAUACUGAAGUCUGCCUUUUUGCUGGAGAUUUGGAUAAAAAGAAUCGUAAAGCAGAAGUGGAACCUGAUGUUUUGCAUUAUAAAAAUUUGUUAAAGGAACAAAAUAUUUCACAGAUUACCGAAGUUAUUACAUUACGCCAGCUACGGACAGAGUUCAAAACAUUUGAAGCUAAAAGACAGUUAAUGGCAGCAUAUGAUGUAUUUUUAGCUGAUUCAAGAAUUGCUGGUGUGUUGCAUAGAUUUCUUGGAAAAGCAUUUUAUAGGAAACGAAAAUUACCUAUUCAAAUUAAUAUCAAAACAGCAAAUUUGAAAGAUCAAGUACAAAAUGCUCUUUCUGCGACUGUUUUUCCUUUCACAAGUCAUGGGAAUUCAUGUACUUCUGAAAUUGCUCAUCUACAGAUGGAAAAUAAGCAAAUUCUUCACAACAUUACUGCAGCUGUGAGAGUUCUAGCACAAAAUAUUCCUGGAAAAUGGCCUAAUAUUUUGGGUAUUUACAUUAAAACUGCAAAAUCAAAAGCUAUCCCAAUAUACAUGUCAUUUGGUAGUGCAAAUGAAGUCUCCAUGCAAAAAGGUCACAAACAAGAGCUUAUUGAAGCUGAAGAGUUAAGUACUUUACCAAACGCCAAAGUAAAAGUGUACCGAGAUGGACAUAUAUUUGUGCAACAGAUGAAUGAUAGUGAUUCAGAAAAUGAGUCUAAGGUAAAGAGUAAACAACCAAGGCAAAAAAAGAGAAAAUUUACCACAAAAAAUGCUUUAUCAAAAGGAAUUAAAAAGAGGAAAAUAUAAACUUUGUAGCAUAUUUAUUAUCCAGUUACAAAUGCAUUCUUGACUGAUUUUUUGUAUUUCAAAAAUAAAUUUAAUUUUAGAAUACAACUAUUCUUUAAACAUUUUUUUAUGCAGUUAAACUGAAAAGCACUGCUUAUCUGACACUGCUCCACUUGUCAGAACUUCUGAUUUGAUUUUUAAAUACUUUUGUACUUUACCUGAUAAGUUUUCUUCAAAGACCUAAGGCUCUUUAAAGACCUAAGAAACAUACUUGCAUUUUACUAAAUUAUGCUUGUAUAGAAAUAUUACUUUUGAAAAAGUAGGGGUAAUUGGGCAGAAUAAUUCAAAACAUUUGAAUGCAGAAUGUCCAGAUACAUAGCUGCCAACUUGUACAAUUGUAUGAUCUUAUGGCAAAUUUGUAUGGUUUUUAUGUUUUUGGUUUAAAUUUUAUGGAAAAUUGCGAACGGUUGAAGUUUCUUUUAACUUCCAGCACUUUUGAGAUGAACCCCUAAAGGCGUGACGUAAACAACCUUGAAAAACACAAAAAAUUGUCUUCUGUUAAUCUCUGUGCUACUCGUCUCCUACAGACUUUCGUUUGAAGCCAACAUUUGGCACGACAUCUCGGUUGGUAAAGCAGUUCAGCGCAGAACGAUACGUUUUGUGGCCAAGUAUCAAGAAAGUACCAACAUGACUGGUGGGGUUUUCCUACGAGGUUCAACUAAAGGGAGUGGCCUAAGCAUAAAUCUCUGACGCGUUACACAUCGCGCAUGAGGCAUUCUGUCUGGCCAUUAUCAUGCACAGCAAUGCGUUUGUUAUGAAAAUUACACAUGGUGUUCGAAAGUUUGCUAUUCAUUUAAGUUAAAAUAUCUAAAGUUAAGAAAUAUGAACAUAUUUCUGGAUUGUUAUUCGAAAGAUUAUUCAGGAAUCCUCAUAUCAGGAAAAGGAUCACACUUUGCAUUUUGCUUAGUUUGCAGUACGGAUAUCAAGAUCGCACAGGAGGAGCUGACGACAUCAGACAUAUUUUCACACAAAAAAAAAAAAAAAAAAAAACAAGACCUGUCAAAAACUACUGUUAAAAGUGCCAUUAUUGGUACAUUUUCCCAAGAAGAUAAGGACUUUGAUGUAAUAAAUGCUGAAUGCCUCUUCACUGCAUUUGUUUUGGAACAUAAUGUACCGAUAGAGUUAACAGAAAUAAAAGUUUAUUUAUUUACUUAUUUUUAAAUUUAUUUAUUAUUAUUACAAAGGCACAGAUCAAGUAAAGGUAAGGAUUUGAAAAUAUUAUAAUACUUUAAAUUUUAAUACCUUGCUUUAUAAUGGUCAAAAAAGCAAAGAAAUUUAACCACCUCUUACAUUGUAAGAUUUUUCAAGUUGGCAGCUAUGCAGAUAAUUAUUUUUAAAAAUCUUAAUUCUAACUGUGGUAUUAAUUUGUUUUGAAACCAUAUUAUCAUCUCAUAUUCUUAAAGAUGCAUGUCUUAAGGGGUGUUAAAUCCAUUUUGACUAUUUUUAGAAAAUCAUAUAAUUUGUAUCCAUGUCGGCGAUUCCGUUGGCUCUUAAUAAUAAAGAUAAUGCCUUUUGCCUCCA
This is a messenger RNA of Uloborus diversus, 2630 nucleotides long. RefSeq names its product ribosomal L1 domain-containing protein 1-like. The transcript has 7 exons. NCBI's taxonomy places the organism in Eukaryota, Metazoa, Arthropoda, Arachnida, Araneae, Uloboridae. Bases 42 to 1070 code for a protein of 342 amino acids. The record is from RefSeq and is a predicted model, not a curated record. Gene Ontology annotation, cellular component: 90S preribosome.